AUGUCGAAUUCUUCGGAUCCACUCCCGCUCGUCUUCAUCAACACUCAAUCGACAUCGACCCAAGACCUCGCCCAAGCCCGAUCCACGAUUCGGAAGUAUGCUGGGAAGCACAUAUGGAACAACCGGCGACAGCGCAGUGACAAAAGUUCAAACCGUCCUGCAUUAUCAGUCCGAACUCGUCAGGGGUCUGAACGAUCAGCUUCCAGCACUUCUGACACCAGCCUGGACGCCCGAUCCGAUACCAGUCCUUCAACCACAACAGAAUCGACCCCUCCCAACGAGGCUCCCCAUGAAGACGCCAAAAGCUGGAGGCUCGCCAUCAAUCAGAACGAGACGGGAGGACAGAUAGACCUGUGGGAGAAUGAUUGGCAACAAUUUGAGAAUGAUCUUGUCCUCCCUCACGAGGAGUAUGACCGGUCUCAUUCCUUCGGUCCUCAGGCAUCUGGUGCGUGUGCCAUACAGGUGUACCAAGGUGAGGCGAGUGAGCCACGUCUCAUGACCGCCCGAGAGACGCAAUUUCAUGAACAAAGACAGGAAGAGACUCUAUCACAAGGCCAAUAUGAGCAUCGGACGCUGACGUCUGCUUCAAGCUCACGUCAGUCACAGGCCUUUUCGGCUGUGAGGUCCAUGUCGCCUCCGGGCGACAUUCGCAACUUCCGUAAAACCCCCCGGAUGAAAGUUGCACCAGCAUCCACUGAUAUGACAGUAGAAAUCUCUCAAGUCCUUCCCGUGGCUCUGUCGCCCGGGCUCCACGGUCAUCAGGCCACCUUCACCCAGCAGUGGACGCAAGCAGCUAUGAGUGAUCCGCUUCUUUUCAACUCCAUGAUGUACUCUUCCUCAUUGGCUAACUAUCGUCGCCUCCGUCAGACGGACGUUGGAGCCGCAAGGAGAUAUCUAGAGGCUCUUUGGUAUCACGAAGCAGAAGCGCUUGCAUGGCUCAGGCAGACAAUGGUAGAUACAGCCAAGGCCUUCAACGAUACAACCUUGUUGUCCAUCAUCUGCAUUGCAUUCUCGGGCACGGAAGCAUCACCUCUGACCAGAACCCCACCUUUCAAACCUCCUCUGAGGGACCUCCAAUAUCUCAAUACGCUCGGGUCGUCCAGCUGCAGAGAUGUCCAUAUGCAGGGUGUCGUUGAACUCGUCAAAUUGAGGGGUGGCAUCGGUCAGAUUGCCGUGCCAGGACUGCGAGAAAUGGUUUCCCUAAUUGAUGUCCUCGUCGCAAGUCGGAAGCUGUCAGCUCCCGUGUUCCCAUUCGUCUCGAUUCUGGGGGGAGAUCUGUCCCCGGUCUGGCGACCGGUUGUUUGCGACGCAGCCACCGAAUCAUCGCCGUUCUUCGGCGUAUUUUGUGCCGCUCGACUGAACUCUGAGAUCAUGGAGGUUUUUCAUGAAAUGCAUGAUUACGAAAGUAUGGCCAGGGGCUUCAUGACGAAGGUUCCGGAUGGGUAUUCUGCAGAGGCCGUAGCGGACAAGCGGAAUCUGGUGCAAUAUAGACUCCUUUCAUUGCCCCCAGCUGAGAAAAUGGCCAGUGUCUUUCGAAAGAAUCACCCAAACUAUGAGCCUUGCCGGGUUGCGAUGUUGGUGUAUAGUCUGGGUGUGAUUUACCCCCUGGCACCCGGGAUGGCACCAUUUGAGAGGUUGGCGCAAGACCUACGUUCAUCGUUGAUCGUGGUCGGACUCGGGGCCACCAACUGGACAUCGUGCAACUGGCUUCUGUUAUGGAUUCUGACCGUGGGCGGAAUUGCCUCGGCUCAUCUGGAAUUGAGAGCUUGGUUUGUCGCGGGAUUGGGACGAGUCGCUGCUCGCAAGGGUCUAUCAACAUGGGCAGAGGUGAAAGAACAACUGGUGCGCAUUCUGUGGCUGGACGAAGCUUGUGAUGAUGCUGGGUUGGAGCUGUGGAAGGAGUGUGAGAAAAUCCGAGACCAAGACUGA
Molecule: messenger RNA, 1929 nt
Organism: Exophiala spinifera
Lineage: Eukaryota; Fungi; Ascomycota; Eurotiomycetes; Chaetothyriales; Herpotrichiellaceae
Exons: 2
Coding region: 1-1929 (642 amino acids)
Source: RefSeq, a predicted model, not a curated record